GUUAUUUUAUGGAUGCAUUAAAUAAUAAUGUAAUCCUUCUUUUCAAAGCAAUAUAUCCAAAGUGGAUCUUGCUGCGAUUGCUUUUGUCUUAACGGAAAAGGAGGAAGUGACCAGCUAACGCAGACUUGUACUGAAGACUCUCUUCGUUCUCAUUUUCCAAUCACCAAGGAUAGGUUUUGAAGUUCUCGGAUUGUCAGACAAUGCACCAAGGACCAAAAACAUGGAGGAGAAAGCAUUAGAAGUAUACGAUGUUAUUCGUACUAUCCGGGACCCUGAGAAGCCUAACACGCUAGAGGAACUGGAUGUUGUAACGGAGAAAUGUGUUGAGGUCCAAGAGCUUGGAGAAGACGAAUACCUUGUCAUUAUUAAGUUCUCUCCAACUGUCCCACAUUGUUCUCUGGCAACACUAAUCGGCCUAUGCUUACAAGUUAAACUGGAGAGAUGCUUGCCAUUUAAACACAAGUUGGAAAUUUACAUUUCUGAAGGAACCCAUUCUACAGAGGAAGAUAUUAACAAACAGAUCAAUGACAAGGAGAGAGUAGCAGCUGCCAUGGAGAACCCCAACCUGCGGGACAUUGUGGAGCAGUGUGUUACUGAAUCUGAUGACUGAGCCAAGGGACUGGCAUCUUGAAGACUUUACAGUUCAAACCAAUAUAUUCAGUAAGAACCAGAUGGAAGAAAACAUACAGAAGAAGCAAACCACAACCUGACAACUGUUUGUGCUUUCUGUAGAAACAUGUUUUGCUACUAUUUUGCCUCAGGCCCCAAAUUGAACCAGGUUGUCUCCAUCACAACUUUUCACAGUUUUUAUUGCCUAAAUGCUAUUUGGAAAGCAAGUUCUGCUACAUUGACAGUAGAUGUAGCCAUUAAUGUAUAUUGAGAGAACAUCAUGCCGCUGUUAAUUAUUAAAAAAAAUUAAAUAUUGUUCAUGUUCUUGAUAAA
Messenger RNA from Esox lucius (northern pike), 942 nucleotides. It is a transcript of the gene ciao2a, whose product is annotated as cytosolic iron-sulfur assembly component 2A. The record is from RefSeq and is a predicted model, not a curated record. The coding region runs from base 221 to 610 and encodes 129 amino acids. Lineage: Eukaryota; Metazoa; Chordata; Actinopteri; Esociformes; Esocidae. The transcript has 6 exons.